Kluyveromyces lactis is the source of this 1374-nucleotide messenger RNA. It is a transcript of the gene GAL80, whose product is annotated as transcription regulator GAL80. Gene Ontology annotation, molecular function: nucleotide binding. Bases 1 to 1374 code for a protein of 457 amino acids. The transcript has a single exon. The record is from RefSeq and is a predicted model, not a curated record. Lineage: Eukaryota; Fungi; Ascomycota; Saccharomycetes; Saccharomycetales; Saccharomycetaceae.
AUGAACAAUAACAAACGGUCCAAAUUAUCCACGGUGCCAUCGAGUAGACCGAUCCGUGUUGGUUUCGUUGGGUUAACCAGUGGUAAAAGUUGGGUUGCCAAGACGCAUUUCUUAGCCAUACAGCAGCUCAGUUCACAGUUCCAGAUAGUGGCCUUGUACAACCCUACUUUGAAAUCGAGUCUUCAGACCAUUGAACAGUUGCAAUUGAAACAUGCUACAGGGUUUGAUUCGUUGGAAUCUUUUGCUCAGUAUAAAGAUAUCGAUAUGAUCGUUGUUAGUGUAAAAGUGCCAGAGCAUUACGAGGUGGUCAAGAAUAUAUUGGAACAUUCGUCCCAGAACCUGAAUCUAAGGUAUUUGUACGUGGAAUGGGCUCUUGCUGCAAGCGUACAACAGGCAGAAGAGUUGUAUUCGAUAUCUCAGCAGCGUGCCAAUUUACAAACGAUCAUAUGUCUCCAAGGACGUAAAUCGCCAUACAUCGUUCGGGCCAAAGAGUUAAUCAGCGAAGGUUGUAUCGGAGACAUCAAUUCCAUCGAGAUAUCGGGCAACGGUGGUUGGUAUGGGUAUGAACGUCCAAUGAGAUCGCCGGAGUAUUUGUACGACAUCGAGAGCGGUGUGAAUUUGAUAUCGAAUUCGUUCGGACACACGAUCGAUGUAUUACAGUACAUCACAGGGUCGUAUUUCCAAAAGAUCAAUGCGAUGAUCUCAAACAAUAUCCCAACUCAGUUCCUAUUGGAUGAGAAUGGGAAACGGACCAAGGAAACAAUUUCAAAGACGUGCCCAGACCAUCUUUUAUUCCAGGGAAUAUUGGAAAAUGGGAAGGUACCCGUAUCUUGCAGCUUUAAAGGUGGUACUCCAGUGAAGAAAUUGACCAAGAACCUGGUAAUAGAUAUACACGGUACUAAAGGUGACUUGAAGAUCGAGGGUGAUGCAGGUUUUGUGGAGAUAUCGAACCUUGUGCUCUAUUUCUACGGUAUCAAGAAUGGGAACGGUAGCAGCAAUGGAACUGACAACAAUGGAGCUGCUGCCAUAAAAGACAAGGAAAAAGUAACUAAAUCACCUUCUCCAAGUACAGGUACUUCGGAAGAGGAACAAACCAUGGAAGUGUUUCAUCUAAGGAACUAUAAUAGCGUUGUUGGAAACAUACUACGAAUCUACGAAUCCAUUGCCGAUUACCAUUUCCUUGGGAAACCUGAGUCCAAAUCAUCACGCGGUCCCGAUGACUUGUUCGCAAGCACGAAAUUUGAUAAGCAAGGGUUCAGAUUCGAAGGAUUCCCCACAUUCAAAGAUGCCAUCAUAUUGCACCGGCUAAUAGAUGCGGUGUUCAGAAGCGACAAAGAGGAAAAGACUCUUGACGUGUCGAAAAUAAUGAUAUAA